UGUAGGAUUUGUCGUCAUGAGAUUAUUCCUUCCAGAAUAACCCGCACAGCCAACCAUCUGUCGCUGUUGUCCCUCUGCACUGACCAGAGGAGAAAGAAAUGGAAAACAGCACACAAGGCAUCACAUGACUCAUGUCAUUUUGGCAGCCUGACUGACCUUAGCCCUCUUCAAAAUUGAUCUGAAUAGGAACUGUUGAAAAUGGGCAAACAUUGAAAACUUCACAUAAAACGGACUGUGAAGCAAUUUGAACUGUUCUCUUGGACAUAGAGACCAAUGAAUUAAUAAUACUUCUAGAUUCCUUGUUUCAGCUUUCCUGACUGUCAAAAUGAUUAAAAGAGAGAGAAGCAUUUUCCAGCAAACUCAGGCCCUUCUGUGUAUGAACAUUAUUAAAAAAUGGAGGAUGAAAAGAGAGAGUUUAUUGGAAUGGUUUCUUUCAUUGCUUCUAUGCCUGCAGCUCUUCCUGUUUGGAUUAUUUCCUUUAAACUCUCAGGUUUCUGGAGGGCCUCCAGUAGACCUAGGACGCUUAGAUAAAUUUAAUGAUUCUGACUUUCUGAUUAAAUAUAUGCCAGUCACCAAUAUCACUCAACAGAUAAUAGACAAAGUGGCUUCGGCUUCCUUUAUGAAAGGAAUAAAUAUCACUGGGACCACAGAUGAAAAAGCUAUGGCUUUAUCUCAUGGAAACUUUGACACAAUGGCAAUCAUCUUUCAUGAUGUGUUUUCAUAUGAGUUGAAGUCAUGGGGAUACAGAGUUCCAUAUUUUAAAGAACAUCAUGAACAUUCAGCACAUUGUACAGAAUAUUUUGAAGAAAUCAGUUGUUCACUUGAAAGAUAUUGGGAAAAGGGUUUUGUUGCUUUUCAAGCUGCCAUUAAUUCUGCUAUUAUAGAGAUCACAACAAACCAUUCUGUGAUGGAGCAGCUAAUGUCAGUCCAUGGUAUAAAAAUGAAGGUGCUUCCUUUCCUUUCCCGAUUUGGAAUAAGUAAUGAUCUCAUCAUUUUAGCCUACAUAAUUUCUUUCUCACCAAUGAUAUAUUUUGUAUGCCUCAAUGUUACAAGAGAGAGAAAAAAGUUUAAGAAAUAUAUGACAAUAAUGGGCCUCCAGGAUUCAGCUUUCUGGCUUUCCUGGGGUUUGCUGUAUGGUGGCUACAUUUUUAUUUUGGCAAAUCUGCUGGCUGUUAUCACAAAAUCUUCUGAAUUUGUAGUCCUGACUGGUUACUUCAUGGUAUUCAGUCUGUUUUUCCUAUAUGGUCUCUCUUUGGUAGCAUUAGCUUUCCUGCUGAGUGUGCUGAUUAAGAAACCUCUACUUACUGGUUUAAUCACAUUCCUCCUUACCGCUUAUUGGGGAGGUUUGGGAUUUCUUUUAUUGUAUCAACAAUUUCCUGCAUCUUUAGAAUGGAUUUUAAGUCUCCUGAGUCCCUUUGCCUUCAUUUUUGGGAUGAUCCAGAUUAUGAGGAUGGAUUACAACUUGAGAGGUUUUGCUUUCCCUGACCCCUCUGGAGACUCGCAUCAAUUAUUAGCCAUAUUUUUCAUAUUGAUUUUUGAUAAUCUUCUCUAUUUGGCCCUUGCUCUGUAUUUUGAAAAAAUCUUGCCACGUGAAUAUGGACACCAAUAUUCUCCUUUGUUUUUCCUGAAGUCUUCAUUUUGGAAACCUCACCCCAGGGCUGGUCAUCAGAUGCUGGAGAAUGAGACUAUCUCUACAUAUUGCUCUGACUCUUUUGAACCAGUACCUCCAGAAUUUCAUGGGAAAGAAGCUAUUAGAAUCCGAAAUCUAAAAAAGGAAUACAAAAGGAAGCCUGAAAAAGUGGAAGCUUUGAAAGGUUUGCAAUUGGACAUCUAUGAAGGCCAGAUCACAGCAAUACUUGGUCACAGUGGAGCUGGGAAAUCAACACUAAUAAAUAUUCUUAGUGGGUUAUCUGCCCCAACAAAAGGCUCUGCUAGCAUCUACAGUAACAACCUCUCUGAAAUGACGGAAUUAGAAGAAAUCAGGAGGAUCAUUAGUGUUUGCCCACAAUUUAAUGUGCAUAUUAAUUUCCUUACUGUGCGAGAAAACCUCAGGCUAUAUGCUAAAAUCAAAGGGCUUCCACCAAAUAUGGUGGAGCAGGAGGUGCAAAGAGUUUGUCUGGAAUUGGAAAUGAAAAGUAUUCAAGACACCUUUGCUGCAAACCUAAGUGGUGGACAGAAAAGGAAGCUGACCUUUGGUAUUGCCAUUUUAGGUGAUCCUCAGGUUUUGUUGUUAGAUGAACCAACUGCUGGAUUGGAUCCUUUUUCAAGGCACCAAGUAUGGCAGCUCUUAAAGGAACGCAAAGAAAACCGUGUGAUCCUCUUUAGUACCCAGUUCAUGGAUGAGGCUGAUCUUCUUGCUGAUUGGAAAGUCUUUAUAUCCAGUGGGAGACUGAAGUGUGCAGGCUCUUCUUUGUUUCUAAAGAAAAAAUGGGGGAUUGGCUAUCACUUAAGUUUGCAAAGAAAUGAAUCUUGUGAUACAGAGAGAAUAACAUCACUCAUUAAACAUCAUAUUCCUGAUGCCAAAUUAACUGCAAAAAGUGAAGAAAAACUUGUAUACACAUUGCCCUUAGAAAGGACGGCUUUAUUUCCAGACCUUUACAGUGAUCUUGAUGAUUGUACUGACCAAGGCAUUAUGAAUUAUGGUGUUUCCAUGACAACUCUGACUGAGGUAUUCUUGAAACUAGAAGGAAAAACAGAAACUAAUGAAACAGAUUUUGGCAGUGGUGGGCAGGAGCAAACAGAAGUCACCAGACAUUUUGAAAACCCUGUUGAACCAGAGCAAACUUUCCCUUCUCUUCCUGGAGAGAAGAUGGAGACAGUCAGUGGUAUGGCUCUCUGGAGACAACAGAUUUGUGCAAUUGGAAGGGUUCGUUUCUUAAAAUUAAAGCAUGAUGGGAAAGCUGUUCUGUCAUUAUUUUUGUUAUUGACGUUUACUUUGAUUCCCAUUGCUCUUGAGCAUAUACUGCAUCAAACAUUUUAUCAUCCUGCUCCUUGGACAUUUUCUCCUGAUAUGUAUUUUCUCUCCCCUGGACAGCAACCACAAGCUCCUCUCAGCAGCCUAUUAAUUGUCAACAACACAGGAUCAAAUAUUGAAGAUUUUAUAAAUUCUCUGAAGCACCAGAAUAUAGUUUUGGAAGUAGAUGACUUUGAAAAAAGAAAUGGAACAUCUGACCUUGCCUACAAUGGAGCUAUAAUAGUAUCGGGCAAAAAAGAGGAUUAUAGAUUUUCUCUAGCAUGUAACACCAAGAGACUGAACUGCUUUCCUGUCCUAAUGAAUAUUGUCAGCAAUGGAGUACUUAGAAUGUUGAACUCCUCAAAGCAAAUUCACACUGAGAAAAGUCUCUUUCCUUUGGAAGUUGAGCCCAGCUCAAUGACUAACACAGAAGCAGAUGUGUUCUUGAUAUUGGCAACAACCAGUCUUUCUCCUUAUUUAGCAAUGAACAGUAUCAUUGAUUACAAAAUAAAAGCUCAAGCCCAACUAAGGAUUUCAGGCCUUUACCCUUCAGCAUACUGGUGUGGGCAGGCACUGGUUGAUAUUCCCUUGAACUUCAUGAUUCUUCUUGUGAUAUAUACAAUUUUAUACAUUCUAAACUCAGGUUUCUACACAGUGGACACUGGAAUCCUAUUUAUUCAGAUCAUCUGUAUUAUUGGUUAUGCAGGCUCAAGUGUUUUCUUCACAUAUGUGAUUUCAUUCUUUUCUAAGAAAGGAAGGAAAAAUAGUGGCAUCUGGUCUACUUGCUUCUUUGUUACUUCUAUGAUCACAUUUGUCUUUAUUCAAAUAAGUGACUUUGAACUAUAUGCCAUGCUUUAUUGUACUGCAUUCAUACCCUUCUUCACUUUGUUUGGAUGCACAAUGCUGAUUUUGGAGGUCAACUAUAUGUAUUUCAAAAAAUUUAAUAUGGAGAAUGUAAUAGAUGAAAUCAAUGAAAAUGUACUCUUCAUGAUUCUCAUACCUUACCUUCAUUGUAUCAUUUUCCUUUUUGUUCUGCGAUGUCUGGAAAUGAAAUAUGGAAAGCAACCCAUGAGAAAGGACCCUCUGUUCAGAAUUUUCCCAACAAAUAGUGAUGGUGGUCCCAAUCCUGAAGAACCAGAAAAUGAAGAUGAAGAUGUUCAGGCAGAAAGAACUAGAACUGCAAGAGCUCUGACUGCUUCAAACCUAGAUGAGAAACCCAUUAUUAUUGCAAGCAGUCUGCGAAAAGAAUAUGAAGGCAAGAAGAAAAGUUGUUUUUCAAAGAGAAAGAAGAAACUGGCUACAAGAAAUGUCUCUUUCUGCGUUAAAAAAGGUGAGAUACUGGGAUUGCUAGGACACAAUGGAGCUGGCAAAAGUACAUGUAUUAGGAUGAUAGCUGGAGAGACAAGACCAAGUGCAGGGAAGGUGGUUCUGAAAGGAAGCAGAACAACGAGUCAACAAACAGAUGAAAUGAUUAAUAGCCUUGGGUACUGUGCUCAGGAGAAUGCAGUAUGGCAAAACCUUACAGUGAGAGACCAUCUGGAGGUCUAUGCUGCAGUGAAAGGGCUAAAGAAGGAAGAUGCUAUGGUCACUAUUUCACGAUUAAAGGAUGCUCUCAAACUUCAGGAGUACAUGAAGGUUCCAGUCAAGGACUUGCCAACAGGCAUAACUCGAAAGUUGUGCUUUGCUCUGAGUAUCCUGGAAAAUCCAGCUAUCAUGCUUCUGGAUGAACCAUCAACUGGAAUGGAUCCAGAAGGGCAGCAACAAAUACGGCAGGCUAUUAGAGCAUUGUUUAAGAAGAAAGAGAGUGGUGGUAUUCUGACUACACAUUACAUGGCAGAAGCUGAAGCUAUGUGUGACCGAGUGGCCAUCAUGGUAUCAGGACAGCUACGAUGCAUUGGUUCCAUCCAACAUCUGAAAAGCAAGUUUGGCAAAGAUUAUUUACUGGAAAUAAAAGUGAAAGAACCUGGACAAGUGAGACAUCUCCAUGAAGAGAUUCUGAAGCUUUUUCCAACAGCAGCAAGGCAAGAAAGGUAUUCCUCCUUGAUGGUCUAUAAAUUGCCUGUAGAAGAUGUGCAUCCUCUAUCUCAGGCCUUUUCUAAAUUAGAGGCAGCUAAGCAUACCUUCAACCUGGAGGAGUACAGUCUCUCUCAGUCUACUUUGGAACAGGUCUUCCUAGAGUUGUCAAAGGAGCAGGAGAUGGGAGAUUUUGAAGAGGAAUUGGAUACAACUAUAAAAUGGGAACUCCUCUCACAGGAAGAGCCUUAAAGGCCUAUCUGUUCUAAGUUUUUGUCGAAGAUCUCAUGACCCUUUUUUAAAUGCAUUUAUAUUUUUAAUUUCAUAUAUCAUCUCAGAAAUGUUUAAUCAAACUUUUAAAGCAUAUUUUGUAUUUAUGCAGAAACUGAUUAAAUUUGUAAUAAAUCUUUGCUAGAAUAAGGGAAGGAAGGAUACCUUUGGGCAAAAUCUGUAUGCUAAACAGCAUUAAUAAUGGAAUGAAAUUGGAAUGUACUGGUUUCCUACAUACCAUUUUAGGAAUACUUGCUGUAUUAUAUUGUAGCUUUUUAUCAACAAAAGGACUGAUAGAGUUUUUCUCAACUGGAAGGAGAGACUGAAGGAUCAUGGGAGGUAGAAGCUAGGAUACUUUUUGAGCCCCUACAGAAGAUGGUGUAGGGAAGGGGGUAGGUUGUGUAGUAAUCAUGAUCAUUUGGGUGACUGGCUCAUUGACCAGUCUAAAAAGUGCCUUGACAGAAUUUACUGUCUCACUGGAAUUGGAUGAAUUUCCCUUUCCAUUUCCUCUCCCUUCUCUACCUCACAGCUGCCUAGUGAAUUGGCAUUGCUCAAUCUUAAAUUUUGUUUAUUUUCUCUCUAUAUUUUUAUCAUGGGUUUUGUCUUUAGAUAAAUAUAAGCUGCUUUUUAUUGUAUUCUGAGUUUUUGUUAUAAGUAAAUAUUAUGUGGAAAGGUAAAAGAGAUUUUCUAGACAAAUAACCCUAAAGUUAAAUCUCUGCUUUUGUCUUUGUCUCUCUCUUACUUAAAUCAAUAAAAUACAGAUCUGUUUGGUACAUUUUAAAAA
Molecule: messenger RNA, 6020 nt
Organism: Phascolarctos cinereus (koala)
Lineage: Eukaryota; Metazoa; Chordata; Mammalia; Diprotodontia; Phascolarctidae
Product: ATP-binding cassette sub-family A member 10-like
Biological process (GO): lipid transport; transmembrane transport
Cellular component (GO): intracellular membrane-bounded organelle; membrane
Molecular function (GO): lipid carrier activity; ATP hydrolysis activity; ATP binding
Source: RefSeq, a predicted model, not a curated record